Periconia digitata is the source of this 1779-nucleotide messenger RNA. NCBI's taxonomy places the organism in Eukaryota, Fungi, Ascomycota, Dothideomycetes, Pleosporales, Periconiaceae. The record is from the annotation of a GenBank genome assembly.
CACCACUUCCAACACCAGAUAUCUGCGAAUAGAGGACGAUAGACCAAGAACACUGAUUUCAAAUAUAUUAAACAUUAUCUCGUGCAUUUGCGCUGGCACAGCUGCUGUGGGCGUUGACUACAUCAAGCCCAGUCGUGCUGACGAAGCGCAGAUUUUGUUAACCAUCGAACGGUUUGCAUCCAAUUACUUGGGUGCUUUGUUUGACAAGGGCGUCGACACCAAGGCGAUGAUUGAAAGUUCCUAUGAGCCACAUUUUUAUAUUCACAUGUUCCAUUAUGACUACACGAGACAAACACUUACUCCUUAGGUAGGCGGCGAACUUAAGCAUCCCUGCAACUUGAAGGGUUUGGUAAUAGCUUAUACGAGCUCAUAUUAGGUCCACGUUGUUUUAAUUAAUGUCAAUCAAUCUGACCUAAACUACAUAAUAACGUUAAAAGACUCGCACUACAAACAACCUGCUUUCACCCAUUUGUAUCAACUCGGGUUUGUUGCAUACAGCUAGCCACCAAACAUACGAUGCAAACAGCGCAGGGCCUCGCCAAGCGUGCUUGUGCUCAACAAUUUGCGCAAAUCCGCGCCGCGGCCAGAUGUAAGCACCUCGAAAUGGAACCAACCAAUCCACAUGGCGGCACGGGAAUAAUUGGUCGCACGAAAGAGCAGCGUAUCUGUUGAGCAUGUCUGAUCGGACCGUUGGUCUUCGUGAUAGCUAAAUCUUCCUGAUGAAAGCGCGGAGCACGGGUAGCCAAAGUCUACAAGUCUUCAAUGUUACCAUCACAUCCAUUCUCAUGGAAAGACUUCAUUCGGAAGUAGAUGCCAGCUGCGCGACUGCGCUUUCAUAAUCUCUCCUACCUUGCUGCCGACUGAAGGGUCAUUGUGUGGUUCCUGCUUGGUACCUGCUCAGUUCGCCCAUCACCCCACUCCCAAAUCCUCGUAUCCAUAAAUCUGCUCAUACACGCGCACCCUGAUCCAAUCAGAGCCAUGCAAUAGGAGAACCAAACGGAUUUACAUCGCAUCUGUCCUAUAUCUAUCUCUCGGUGAAGCCUACUCCGUUACCUUUUCCUACGCCGUCUCAACCGUUAAUAAGAUUAAGUGGAAGAAGAUACUCACCCACUCUCCUUGAUAAUGGAUCACUCGGGCCACAUGAGUUCAAGUUCUUCGGCAGCCAUGCCCGCAAGCACUGGCAUGUCAGAGAUGGACAUGGGGGGAAUGGAUCACGGAGGUGGUGGUCACGGAGGUAUGAGCAGCUGCAAGAUCAGCAUGCUUUGGAAUUGGAACACCAUAGACACUUGCUUUAUUUCAGAAUCAUGGCAUGUCACGUCAAAAGGCAUGUUUGCAGGGUCUUGCAUCGGUGUAAUCCUCCUCGUCCUUUCCCUCGAGUUCCUCCGCCGCGCCGGCAAGGAGUACGAUCGAUACAUCCUCGCGCAACACACUCGCUCUCUGGCCUCGGCGACAACAACUACCUCUUCCUCCAACUCUUCCACCGCUGCUGGUAAAACUGCAGCUACGUCCAGUGCCGGGGAAGCUGCUGCCGUCCGUACUUCGACCCCGUCUUUUCGUCCCAAUAUAUUGCAGCAAGCUGUUAGGGCGCUACUCCACAUGCUGCAAUUUGCGGUCGCCUACUUCGUCAUGUUGCUCGCCAUGUACUACAACGGGUACUUCAUCAUUUGCAUCUUCAUCGGCGCUUUCCUGGGAUACUUUAUCUUCAGCUGGGAGAGCUUCAACGUAAAAUCGGGAGCAAGCGAUCGGAAUGAAGAGGAAGUCACGGUGUGUUGCGGCUGA